AUUCCAUCACGAAAAAWCWCAACGCAACAAAAAGAAAAAGAAAACAAACAAAACUAGGAUACAGGAUGGUUCGCUCCUCGAAUUUCGCCACGGCAUGCCUGCUAUCGCUGGCGGUAUCCCUGUCGGCCACGCGGCAAACGACGACGGCUCUCGCCUUUCUUCCCCCCCAACUCUCCCACCGUUGUUCGAACCACAACGAGGCGCAGGCAGCAGCAACCACAACGACAACGGCAACGUCAACGGCAACGAAAAGGGUGAAUGCCAACCGCCUUUUUUCGACGGCGUCCGCCAAGCGUCCCGACGUGCUGACCGAGAAAUCGGAGGCCCUGGCGGAGGGCAUCCUGAAGCGCAUGGCGGAAACCUCGGCCGGCCUGGGAAUGGAACACGCCGCCAUGUUUGGCCUGGACGACGACGAAACCGACGAAAAAAACGGGCAGGAGCGGACCUCCGCGGGCCUCUUUGCGCUGUUGAACGCCAUUAAAACCACGCUCGGAGACGGAGGCAGCCUGGGGCUGAACGGCCACCCGCUCGUCUUGCGCAGGGCCGAUCUGGAAGCCGCCAUGGGCCUCGAACCGGCRUCCCCCGGUUCWUCCACGGCCACGCUCUUCGAGAACGCCUUCACCAUGGCCGACCUCGAAAAGGCCCUGGAAGACGACUUUCUCGACGCCUCGCGGGGAUCGACGGACAACCGCAAGGGAUGGGCCAUCGCGCCCGUCUCGGUCCCCAGGGGGGAUUCCUUCGAGGAGGCCCGCAUGACCUUCGACGACGUCUGCGCCGCCCUCGACAAGGGAACGGUCAUCUUCAACGCCUUUGGGGCCCACGUUCCGAAGCUCGCCGGGCCCUGCCUGGCCGCGACGGACGCCACCGACACGCCCAACGCGGUCAACCUGUACGUGACGGCCUUUGGAAAGCGAACCUCGGCSCCACCCCACACCGACAAGCAGGACGUGYUGGUCGUCCAGACCGGGGGCAAGAAGCACUGGAGGGUAUACGCCCCCACCGAGGCCUCGGUAAAGACCACCGCGGACGUCUUUGCCCGCGGAAAGGGGACGGACAGCCUGCCCCUGCAUCUCCUGGAGGCCGCGGACGGGGACAACCUGCUCCUCGAAACCGAUCUGAACCCCGGAGACGUUCUCUUUAUCCCGGCGGGAUUUCCCCAUACCACCGGAACGGCCCACGAGGAAGACGGCGGCAACGACGGCAGCGGCGCCGACAAAACCAGCAUCCACCUCACCUUCAACAUCGACACACACGUGUGGGAGCUCGACUACCUCAACGCCCGGAGGCUGGCCCUGCGGAGGGCCAACAUCGUGGAUUCGGCCCUCGGGCAGUCCCGCGACGAGGACAACGUCUACGUGGGCCGCGUCAACGAGCUCCCAUCCGGCCUCCACCGCGAUCUCCUCGGGGAACUCCCCCUCGGCCUCCUGGGGGAAGACGCAGAAUCCUCGGAUGCCCUGGUGGAAACCGCCACGGCCAGGCUGAAGGAACUCGCCGAGGCAGUCGAUGCGGAAACCUUUGCCGCCGUGGAGGAUUCCGUGUGGAAGGAAACUAUUCUGGAGCUGCGUUCGAAGGGAAGAGAACUCGUUGACAUCCACCGGGACAUGUACAUUGCGGCCCUGGAGGAGGGCCGGACCCGCAAGGCCGAGGACGCCAUGACGGCCCACCUCCAAAAAGACGGCGAGAACAACAGGAAGAAGCCCCUCACCCAGGAGCGGAUGCAGCGGCUAUCGCUCUUCCGCGUCCAGAAAUACUACGAGCUCAUCAACAAGGUCAAGGCAGACCUCCUCAAGUGGUCCUACGAAGGAACAUCCAGCGGGCCGAAGGCCGGGGAAUCCGCCAAGGCGGCCCUCCCGGACAACUGGGCCUUUGUCCUUCCGGUCAAGAUGGGAGACCAGGUGGAGGCGGACCUCGGGGGGGCCUUUUUCCCGGCCACCGUUACGAGGGUGCUGCCCAACGGUGGGGGCUACGAUGUCAAGUUCUUCGACGGCGAUCAGGAGAGCGGAAUGGAACGGGGGGCGAUCAAGCUGCUCACGCCGCCCGACAUGGGCGGUGACGAAGAGGAGGACACGUCGAACAUGACCCCCAAGCAGCUGAAGCGAUGGAAAAAGGCCCAGAAAAAGAAGAAAAAGCAAUGAAGGAGCGGGAACGUUCGCAAGCAAAACCGUUGCACCCGCGUCGAUCACUCGCUGGCGAACGUUUGCUAGCUAGCAAGAGAAGUCGUGGUACUGAAGAGACAACACAGAUAUGAAUACUAAUCCAUCCAUGGGUUGAUGUACAACUAACAUUCCAUGAAACAAAAAAGCCACGCACGAGAAAACAAAUCCACGACUCAUUAUUAUUUUAGUACUACUGCAGUAGUUCAUUGAUCCAUCGAUGCAUAGAUUUUGUUGCCGACUCAACAACCACAGGUUGUAACUAUUAGACCUAUAGCUAUUCAUUGCAUUCAAUUUUUCAAAGAGUUUUAUUAAAAUUUCUUCUCGAAUAGAUGCAUUCCUUGAAU
Messenger RNA from Pseudo-nitzschia multistriata, 2500 nucleotides. Lineage: Eukaryota; Bacillariophyta; Bacillariophyceae; Bacillariales; Bacillariaceae. The record is from the annotation of a GenBank genome assembly.